Cyprinodon tularosa is the source of this 716-nucleotide messenger RNA. RefSeq names its product pro-melanin-concentrating hormone (gene pmch). Bases 43 to 447 code for a protein of 134 amino acids. The record is from RefSeq and is a predicted model, not a curated record. Gene Ontology annotation, biological process: behavior; chemical synaptic transmission. The transcript is spliced from 3 exons. NCBI's taxonomy places the organism in Eukaryota, Metazoa, Chordata, Actinopteri, Cyprinodontiformes, Cyprinodontidae. Gene Ontology annotation, molecular function: type 1 melanin-concentrating hormone receptor binding; melanin-concentrating hormone activity.
GCAAAAUCAGGCGAGUCUUCAGAGGAAAGCCUGGUCUCUACAAUGUCCGUCUACUCUCUCCUGUUUGCUAUAAUGCUGUUCUCUGAGAUGAACAGCCACUUCAUCACUGUGGCCAUGCCUGCAGCCGCAGCAGAAGAACAAGAAGGUUUAGGCUCGAUUCUAGCAGAAGAGGACAUGACUGAACGUGCCGCGGUCCCUCAAACGUACAGACGAAGCCUCCCAAAUGACGGGACGUCCAGAAUCAUCGUCAUACCGGACAUGAAGAUGAAGGGUCACAGCAUUCGUGGGCUAAACUUGGAACUGACCCAGAGCCAUCCUCUGAUCACAGAACGAAGCUUGGACAACGCACUUGAUGAAUUUACUUUUAAAAUAAAUAAACGAGAAAAAGACCUUGACAUGCUGCGAUGUAUGAUCGGAAGAGUAUACCGACCAUGUUGGGAAGUUUGAGUGGUUCUUGAAAACGCUGUGAAAGUUACUGCUCAAGACCAAAACACAUGUCCUUUUUUUUCAUAAAAUAAAAAAAAAGAUAAACAUGUUGAAAACAACAAUAAAAAGAGUUUAUUAAAAAGAAACAUAAUGAACUUGUACAGAAAUAAUACAGUUAAAACCUUCAUUGGUAGUAAUCUACAUUUCUGUUGACAUGUAUUAGCUCUCAUGUCUAGCAUGUUCUUUAGAAAUAAAGUGCAAUGAUCGAAUAAAAUGGACUUCAAGUUUGA